Closterium sp. NIES-67 is the source of this 1492-nucleotide messenger RNA. The record is from the annotation of a GenBank genome assembly. NCBI's taxonomy places the organism in Eukaryota, Viridiplantae, Streptophyta, Zygnematophyceae, Desmidiales, Closteriaceae.
GCUUCAUCGUCUCUCACCCAGCACAACUCACGCCCAGCAUUUGGUGAACCAAAACCUUGCACUUUGCUCCUCACUCAUUCUCGUAUGCCGUCCUAGGCGGUAAAAACCUUGUAUUUUUUCGUCCCCUUUACCGCUAUAUAACGGCUCUUGGUUACGGAAAUCACUGCGUGUAGGUAGUCUCUGCGGGUAUCCCAUAAUUUUUGUUACACAUUCAGGAAACAAAUGGCGUUACGAGUCGCUAGGCUGCUCGCCGUGCUGAGUCUAGCCGUAGCCGCCGCUACGUGUGUAGCUGCAACGUCGAUCGACACUUCACAACGUAUUGCCCGCGUUGUCUGACUUGCAGGCGGCUUUUGGGCUAAACUACUCCGCGUGGGGGGAGGGCGGCGACUGUGGCAAGGCGAGCUUUCUGCGGUGCGACGGCGACGGCAUGAUAACUGAGAUCAACUUGGGCGCCAGCGAUCUGCUCGGCUCACUGCCUGAAUCCAUCAGCGGACUCGUCAACCUCACCAGCAUUGAUUUGAGUGCCAAUGGGUUGACUGGGCCGAUCCCUUCCACUAUAGGCACACUCACCAAGCUGCAACGGCUGCAGUUGGACAAGAACGUGCUCGACAGCUAUCUGCCAGUGUCGCUAGGAAGGCUCCUCAGACUCACAUCGCUGGACUUGGCGUCCAACCACUUCACGGGAUCCAUUCCUGCUGAGAUCGGAAACCUCGUCAACCUGCAAUACCUGCAGCUGAACGACAACUACCUCACUGGCUCCAUCCCUACUUCCUUUUCCCAGCUGAAGCAGCUGCAAUGGCUCCAGCUUGGCAACAACCAGCUGAGCGGUCCACUGCCUGCUGGCUUCGGUGCUUUCCCUGCACUGACCGGCCUGUGGGUGGACAUACAGCACACCUGCCCCCCUGACAACACGGGGUGCGGCAUAUCCCGCCCCUUCCGCAACAACACCUUCUGCCUGGAGACCUGCCCGACCUUCUGCGACACCUGCAUCCCAAGGAAGAUCCCAGCCCCCCCUGCCAACGGCACCCUCGCUGGUUCUGGCGCUGGGGCUGUUGGCGCUGCUGUGAAUGCCACCGGUGCGCCUUCUGCUCUGCCCCCCCCCGCGUCUGCUGCUGCUGCUACUCCACCUAAGGGGGCGAUGGGCGGCAGUGUCAGCAGCAGCAGCGCGCUCGGUUACGCACUCGCCAUUGCUGCUGUAGUUGCGGCAGCCACUGCAGGGGUUUUGUGAGGAAGAAAUUGGAUAAUGGUCUUGUAUCCCGCUGCGGAUUCGGCUCCAAUCAAGGGGGCAUCAAGCCGCUCUGUCAGCAGGAAAGCGCUGUAAUUUGCACUGUCCCUCGCCGCUGCGGUUUUCGUGAAAAGUGCACCUCUGAGGUUCUGAGCAGGAGGGUGAAAUGCACAAGAGUAUUUACCUGUCUAGCCUUUCCAGAACUACAUCGUUUUAGGCUGUCAAAUCUACAACGAAUACUGUAAAAUGGGUGUUGUCCUGUAUGAA